GGGGUGGAAGGGUGCGGCGCAGCGCACCGCUUGGAGGAAAGCAUGCAAGGACUGUGGGGCAGCAGCUGGAGGAAGUUCGGACACGCCGGCAGGGGCACAUACGAGUGGUUAACUAGCGAACCAAGCCUGCCUCCUCAGGAGACCCAGCUGCAGGGCACCCAGCAGCUAAAUUCCGCCAAAGACGAUGUGGAGCCCUUCCUGUGCAUCCUCCUUCCAGCCACCAUCGUGCUCUUCCUGGCCUUUCUGCUGCUCUUCCUGUACCGCCUCUGCAAGGCCCGGCGGCCCCAGGGCCAGGUGUUCAGCAUCGACCUCUCAGAGCACCCACCUGGGGGCGAGGAGACCGACUUCCUGCCCGGCUUACCCUGGGGAGGUGAGCAGGACUUCCCCUACUCUCCUCUGCCCAGGGAGGCAGCCCCCCACUCCGAGUGUUUACCACCCUCCUACGAGGAGGCCACCAGGAAUCCCCCUGGCGGAGAGGCCCGGGAGGCGGGCCUUCAGUAUGCAGAGGGCUCACCUGGACUGGAUGUGCCAGUAUAAACCGCUCUUGGAAGCCAUUUAAACCCAGCUCUCCACCCUUACUGGAGCCCAAGGGAGAGGCCAACAGGGAAGGGCACCUGGCCCGAGAGCAGACUGCUGGACGAAUGGGGAAAGGCUGGACAAGGUUGGUCCAGGGAACCCAUCACGUUCCUUAAGAUGUCCCCAGGUGGUUCUAAAGAUGACUGGGCUCUUCUGAAAUGUACGACACCCCUGAUGCGGAAGAAAGGGAAGUUCUAUGUGAGCUGACAACAGAAGGUUAGAAUUACUGGAGAGCAGAAGAACUAGCUUGGAAGAGAAAGACGACAGAAAAACGCCGAUAAGCCAAAGGUAGUUGCUUGUGCCACCAAAUAAAACUUUCCUUCCUACACAGGUGUUUCAGGAACUCAUGGUCUUUCUUCUGCAUGAGGCUUCAAGAUGGCUAGAGAGUUCUAGAAGGAGCUGCCAUGGUCAACUAUGUUGUAAAUAAUGGCAAAAUAGGUUUCCCUGUUAGUAGGAAAAUUACAGACAUUUGCAUACAUUUUAA
Molecule: messenger RNA, 1060 nt
Organism: Phyllostomus discolor (pale spear-nosed bat)
Lineage: Eukaryota; Metazoa; Chordata; Mammalia; Chiroptera; Phyllostomidae
Gene: SMIM28
Product: small integral membrane protein 28
Exons: 2
Coding region: 43-537 (164 amino acids)
Source: RefSeq, a predicted model, not a curated record